Molecule: messenger RNA, 2309 nt
Organism: Ananas comosus (pineapple)
Lineage: Eukaryota; Viridiplantae; Streptophyta; Magnoliopsida; Poales; Bromeliaceae
Product: amidase 1
Exons: 8
Coding region: 634-1953 (439 amino acids)
Source: RefSeq, a predicted model, not a curated record
AAAACUGGCUAAUUGGCUAUAGGAAGAUGGAAGUUGGAGGAGACGAUUACGAUUAUGGAGCCUUCAUUCAGCGAAUAGAGCUGCGACCAACACCUCGUGCUCCCGAAGAGCCUUCACUCCCCCUGCAGGGACUCACUUUUGCAGUCAAAGAUAUGUAUGCUCUUCUUCUCUUCUUCCUCCUAUCUCUCGCCACUCUUUUCUUAUGUCUCUCCUUUCUUUAGUUGUUUUCUCUCUCACGAUAUCUUUUCUUUGUUUAUGGUUCCUACUACAUUUUAAGCAUAACACAAUGUCCUAUUAAUCUCAAGCAAUGUUCUAUUUAUCGAUUCUUCUGCAGUUUUUAUCUUAUGCUCGUAGUUUCAGAAGGUGACCUCUAGAUUUACACAAUUUUGGUUCGACUGCAAAUCAAAUUGGGUGAAGUAAACAUAUUAGGCCUUGUUUGGUGUAGUUGCCAUUUUUGCAGUCUCUUCAAACACAAAUUAUAUAUUAUUGGAUAUGCUGGUGACAGCAACGAUACCAGACAAGAACACCAUGAUGAAAGAUCCGCCAUCUAUUCAUGUGGCUGAUUAAAUUGUUUUCACUCGAAAUAUCUCUAAAGUCGUAGCCAAGGCCGGGGGACAAAAUUUCUCAAUUGUUAUGAUCGUAGGCAGAACCGGUAUUCCUUUACUAAUUAGAUUUACAGCCGAACUGUGGUUACAUCAAUCCAAAAGCCCCCUCUGCAGAAUUUCGACUUUGUUUGCAGAUUUGAUAUCAACGGCUAUGUCACUGGGUUCGGCAAUCCUGAUUGGGCGAGGACGCAUGCAGCAGCUACUUCGACAUCUCCUGUUGUUCUUGCAAUUCUGGCAGCGGGUGCUAUUUGUGUUGGUAAAACUAUCAUGGAUGAAAUGGCCUACAGCUUUUAUGCACAGUAUAAAUGGGGAAAAUAAGCAUUAUGGCACGCCCACUAAUCCGUGUGCCCCUGAUCGAGUUCCUGGAGGAUCAUCCAGUGGAUCUGCUGUGGCAGUCGCGGCGAAGCUCGUUGACUUCUCUCUAGGUACUGACACUGGUGGAAGUGUUCGGGUACCUGCUGCAUAUUGUGGCAUUUUUGGGUUUCGGCCUUCACAUGGCAUUAUUUCUACUAUGAAUGUCAUUCCGAUGGCUCAAAUCUUUGAUACUGUUGGAUGGUUUGCUAGAGAUCUCACUACUUUAACUCAAGUAGGCAGAGUUCUGUUGCCAUUGCCUAUUGAAGCUACCAAGAAAGCUAGUCGCAUUGUAAUUCCUACGGAUGGCUUUGAACUUUUAUGUUCUUCAAGUGACAAAACUUAUCAUAUCCUUAAUGCAUCAGUUGAAAAGAUAUUUGGAUGUGAUAUAAUAGACAAUGAGAACCUUGGUGAGUACAUCUCUAAGAAUGUUCCGAGCAUAGGAAAUUUUAUCAGUAGUGUCCUUGAAAAUCAGGCAUGUAAAAUACCAGCCUUGGCAGCUCUUUCACAUUCAAUGCGGUUGCUUCAAAGGUUUGAGUUUAAAGCUAAUCAUGGAGAAUGGAUUUAUGCUGUGAGACCUAACUUAGGUCCUGGAAUCCAGGAACGAGUAUCAGAAGUUCUAACGACAAAAUAUGAAAACAUGGAGUGCUGCUAUGGAAUAAGAGCAGAACUUCAGGCUUGCCUGACUGGUCUUCUCGGGGAUUCUGGCGUCUUGGCAAUCCCCACAGUUCCUGGUCCUCCGCCAAAACUCUCCAUGGAGGCAGCUGCGCUAGAAGACUUCCGUGCUCGGGCAUUUUGCUUGCUUUCUAUUGCUGGCAUGUCCGGAUUCUGCCAGAUUAGUAUUCCACUUGGAAUGCACAAUAACCUUCCAGUGUCAGUUUCGCUGCUAGCAAAGCAGGGUGCGGACCAUUUUCUUCUUAGUAUUGCAACUGAGCUUUACGCCGCCCUAAAAGAACAGGCGAGCAUGGUGUGGGAAUCCGACAAUUCAACUGCUUAAAAACGUGCUCUGUUGCAGACUGUAAUAUUCGUAACAUCAUUUGUGUUCGCUGAAUACGCGUCAAAGGACUAAGAGGGAUACUGGAUUUUAGUUGGUGGAGAAGGCAAAACUGGCUUACAAGCUUUGUACCGAAAAAUGUUACUUCCCUAAGUAUGCCUUCCUUGUAUCAAUUGAAUAUGUACAGUAGUUUCUUCAUUCAUGUUUGCUGAUAUUUAGCCACCUCUUGUACUUUGUAAUAUUAUGAUGUGAAACUUCGUAGGUAUGCUGAGGGUGCAGCAACCAAACACCUGUAAUUUUAUGUGUACCAAAAAUUUUACUUAUUUAAGUAAAAAUAAUCUCUAUUACGGUUAUUAUUG